AUGUUCAUGAUGAUAUUAUUACCACCUCUGGUCUCGGGAAUUGAUCUGGAGACCUUAAGAUGGACAAUGGCCCAACAGUUGACCCUGAAUAACAUUCAAUUACCAGGUUACGAUGUGCUUGAUCAAAUUGGGGAAGGAACUUUUGGUUUAGUCGUUAAGGCUCGCCAACGAAGACUGCCUCGAAUGUUGGUAGCAAUAAAGAAGCUUAUUAACAGUGAUUCCUCACAGGGGUUUCAUAUUACGUCCAUACGAGAGAUUGUUGCUUUGAAAGCAUUAAAACAUAAGAACCUACUCCAGGUCCUCGAGGUUGUGUCGAUAAUGGAUGACAAAGCCGCCAAUAAUAGCGACCCAUUUGACACAUUUCUCGUGCUUCCUUACAUGGCCUGUGAUUUGGCCGGGGUCAUCUCGAACUUGACAAUCACUUUGAAGGUGCCGGAAAUCAAAAACUUCAUGCUACAAAUCCUAAAUGGCUUAAGCUACCUUCAUAACAAUAAAUUUAUCCAUAGAGACAUUAAAACCGCCAAUAUUCUAAUAUCCAGGAACAACUUGUUGAAAAUUGCCGAUUUUGGGCUCACUCGAAAAUAUCAGGGACCAGCCCCCGUCAAAAACGAAGGUCAUGGUGGUGGGUUACAUCCAAUGACCAAUCUUGUGGUGGCACGAUGGUAUAGGGCGCCAGAGCUUCUAUUGGGAGAAAGAUGUUAUACCACAUCCAUUGAUUUAUGGGCGGUGGGUUGCAUAUUUGGGGAAUUUUAUAUUAGGAAACCAUUGCUAACAGGUUCGUCUGAUUUGGAUCAAUUGAAUGAGAUUUUCAAAUUGGUUGGGUCGCCAACAAAGGGUAGAAUGCCGUUAUUUGAUAAGUUAAUGGAAGAGAAAUUACUAAAUAAAUAUUCUAACGGUAAUAAAAACAUGGAUAUUCUUGACCUGAAGAAAUUGAAAUUGAAAUUGGAAGGAAAUUUGGUGACCAAGUUCGGUUCUACAAAUAUGGAUCCAAUCGCCAUGUCAUUAUUCACUAAAUUGCUAACCCUUGACCCAAACAAGAGAUUCAACGCCUACAAUGCAAUGAAUCAUGAUUGGUUUAAAACGGACCCGCUACCUUGCAAACGAGAAAAUAUCCAACCAUUAGAAUCCCGCCAUGAGCUUGAUAUAAAAAAGGAGAGAUUGGCCAGACAGAAGCAGCAACUUCUUGUACCGCCUCAAGCAGCAAAUAGUAAUAGCCAAGCUAGCCCAAAUUCAAUUAAGAAACUGAGAUCAGACAAUAUAUUGGAUUAUCUUGGAGUGGAUGAACUUUUUAACAAGCCCAAGUUUCAGAAUCCCUUAGGAAAUAUUAGAAGUAGAAGCAAUAGCAAUAAUAGUGACACGUCAACUAGCAGAUUUAGAAGCAACAGUAACAACUCGAUGAAAGGCCUAAUCCCCAAAUCUAAAAUGUUCUCACGCGACCAGAAAAAUGAUUCUACGAAAAAAUUGCUACAUCCGCCAGGAACCAAAAAUCAAGAGAAUUUGCCGCAAUUGCAGGACUUGGAAGCCAGGAGAGGUCAAAAAUAUCUUCAGCCAUCAUCACGUUCAAAUUCAGGCUUGCCAAAAAAUGAUUUGUCGUCUGAUUCCCCAUGUCAUUCCUACAAUUCUUUGAACUCCAAUGGUGCAGCUCACAACAUAUUCACAAACUCCAACAGAAGCUUAGAUAGUAUUGCACUAAAAUCCCAAAAAACUACAGCUCAACCCCCGUCAUCGUCUUUAUCACAAUCUUUUAAGCAUAUUGCAAAUAGCGCCGUAUCUCCUUCUACUGCUACUGCUAUUUCACCUCCAUUAAAGUUGAAUCUUAGAAAUGGAUUUACUAAUGAUAGUAAUGCAAUUGACCCUGAUCUUCGAAACCCUGAUAAUAUAACCUCAUCACAAACCAUCAGAUGGAAUGGAUCAGAGUUAAAUAGUACAACCAACCCACUUAGCACAGGCUCUUUAAUAUCACCAUCUAUGGAAAGGCUCUCCAACACUCAUGGGGGAUACCAUAUUGGAGAUAAUGAUUUAAGACCAAAGAAACUCACAAAAGCGGGAAGUGAACAUUUCGUACAAUCAUCAAAUGGGAGUGCUGUUGAAUCAGAAUUACCUUCAACUAGACUGGCUCAUAAAUUAAAGUUUGAAGCUUUCAUACCUAAAAAAGGAAUGUUGAUUCAAAAAGAUUCCUGUAAUAGUGAUGAUGGCACAAUGAUUAAUGGUGGUACUAAUAAUAAUAAUCCUGCAAAUUUGAGCUCAUUAUCUUCCCAGGGAUUGCCUCGUGAUUUGUCUUCGAACUCCGUUUCUGUCGUAUCCAGUUUGCCUAAUUUCAAUUUCCACACUCGUAAUAAAUCUCAAGCGAGUGCCAAGUCAUUAAAUCUAAAAUUGUUGAAUCCGGCUAUCGUAUUGAAAACCAAAAGAAGUGGCAGUACCAAUUCCAUGGAUGAUGCUGAAUCUUACUAUUCAACCUCAUCUCAAGUUGGUUUCAUGAGUGAUGCAGUGUCUAAUGCCAAUAUUAUAGAAGAACCGGUGAUUCAUCAAGUUGGCAAUAUCAAUAAAAAGAUGAGUGAUGAAGCGGAUAAAAGAGUCUAUUGGAAGAAUGACUAUAAUGAUGCAAAUAGUAGUUUCCACAGUCAGCAGGCCUCUGUGGGUAAAUACUCACCUAACAAAUCUUCCAAUGUUCUUGAUAAAUCUGAGGCUUCUAAGAGUUCAAAUGCCCCAAUUGAUGAAGAUUAUGAGCUUAGCGAAACUCCAAAAGUUAAUGGUCUUGGAAUCCUUCCUAAAAAGAAAGAUGGAUCAAAUUUAACUUCCACACCAUUAUCGAUGAUUCAUCACAUCGAUUCUGAUUUGUAUUUUCGAUCUGCCAAAUCGUUGUUUAUGGAACCCACUCCAGAAAAUAAGUCCUGUAACCUUGAAAGCUUGGAUGGCCCAAUAACUGCUGCUGCGGCUAUUACUCCUUCAAAGCUUAGAAGAAGUGACUCAGUGGGAAACCUUGCAAGUAUAUUGAAACUUGCGAUGUCAGAGUCAGCACCCUCCACGAUGGCACCAUCUAAAGUCAUCAAUGACCCAAUUAAAACUGAUGUUUCCAAGAAAUUAAAUAUAGCAAUCACGGCGUCAACACAUAAUACUUUCAGUUCUACCAAAGAAAUCUCUAAUUUGAGUGAGGGUUGCUCCUCGGAACUCAAUGAUACCAAAUUGCCACAAUCUUCUAGAAGCUCAUUUUUUUUCAAGCUCAAAAAAUCUAGUACUCCAAAUAACAAUAACCCAACUGUUGACUCACAUCCGUACAAAAAUUUCACCAAAAUGAUUCUGGAGGAAUCAACUAACACCAUCUCCAGUGGAGAGAAAAAAUCUCAUCCUUACAAGAACUUUGGAUUUGGAUGA
Messenger RNA from Saccharomycopsis crataegensis, 3372 nucleotides. RefSeq lists its product as uncharacterized. The record is from RefSeq and is a predicted model, not a curated record. Gene Ontology annotation, cellular component: cyclin/CDK positive transcription elongation factor complex; nucleus. Gene Ontology annotation, biological process: protein phosphorylation; positive regulation of transcription elongation by RNA polymerase II. The transcript is spliced from 2 exons. Gene Ontology annotation, molecular function: ATP binding; RNA polymerase II CTD heptapeptide repeat kinase activity; cyclin binding. Bases 1 to 3372 code for a protein of 1123 amino acids. Lineage: Eukaryota; Fungi; Ascomycota; Saccharomycetes; Ascoideales; Saccharomycopsidaceae.